Messenger RNA from Pestalotiopsis fici W106-1, 1848 nucleotides. RefSeq lists its product as uncharacterized. Lineage: Eukaryota; Fungi; Ascomycota; Sordariomycetes; Amphisphaeriales; Sporocadaceae. The transcript is spliced from 2 exons. The coding region runs from base 1 to 1848 and encodes 615 amino acids. The record is from RefSeq and is a predicted model, not a curated record.
AUGGGCAAGCGGAGUUCCGACAUCUUCGAAGCUGAUGACGACCAUGAAGGGAUCUUCUCUGGCGCCGCAGAGGCGCACUCGCAUAGCCUUCACAUGCCGCGGACCAAUGCUUAUCUGCAGAGAGACCUCUCGGUAGACGGCGACGAUGAGGACGAGGACCACGAGGGCUCCGCGACUACAGAAUUGGCUGCUAUAAUGACAACGACGUCAACUCCAGUUACACCAGGUCCUACCAGUCCACCGCUGGAGCAGGCGAAGCCGCAGGACUUUGUGCCACCGACUAGGCCGAGCAGUACACCAUUUCCCAAUGCGCAGCAGGGACAGACCGAUAUUCGAUGCCUGCAUUGCCAGCCCGACUGCCAGGAUUGCCACGACGAUUCCAUGGUCAUGAGCCCGUUCCCGAACUCGGCCGCGGAUGAUCAACAACCACUUCAGACGCUAAACGCACUGCCUGCCGAGAUCCACGAAUGCAUUCUUGAUCACCUCUUUGGCUACCGAGUAUCAACAACAUCGCCCAGCUCACUAAGCAUUCCUAGUGUAAAUGCAAGAAGUUGGAGUACGGCUCUGCGGCAUUCGAGAAGAAAGGAGCUGUCAAACUUGGCGCUGGUUACGCCACUUUGGAGAGAUCUAGUUCAGGCCCGGCUCUUUCGUCACAUCAAGGUGAAGGCCACCAUCAAUGGCUUUAAUGAAGUUGCAGAGUUCUUCACCUUGAACACCCAUCUGAGAGAGUUGGUCAAGCACAUCGAGAUUUGGUUCCCGGUUUUUCAGCCAAAAUUCAACACCAGCUUUCCAACGAACUCAUCGCUGGCUUUGCCAACCGUCUCUCCCGAGGGCAUUUCUAGUGCUCAGUAUGGACUGCCCACAGAUAACGCUAGUCUUGAGGAGGUAUUCUUUACCGUGGGCAACACGUUUCCUGCCGUGCAGGUCAUGACCCUUGAAGGAGGUGAGCGCAAGAAGGCGCCAAAGGUCAAAUUCACGUUACCAUGCCCCCAGUGGAAACCUCGAGAGCUACCAAAGAUCAGCACGAUACGAACCCUGAUCAUCAAGAGCCAGUGGAACAUUAUCCGCCAGCCAAAGGACUGGGAGCAGAUUUCAAAGGCACUCCCGAAUCUUGAGGAAUGGCACGGCACCUAUGCCAAGCCCAAGUCAAAGAGCUAUCUCAGCAUGGCUGGCACUCUGGACAUGCUGGAGUCCAAAAUUACCAAGCUGAACCUGAGCCUUGAAACGGAUUACCGUCGCGAGAUGACGUGCCCUGCCUACUAUCUCAAAGUUUGCGAACAGCUGCACUGGUGUGAAAAGCUGGCCAAGGCAGCAAGUUCCUUGGAGCACCUGUCGUAUACGGGUCGGGUAUGCCACACAUUUUUCGAUAUGCUGGCAAAGUACUCCAACCCCCGCACAACUCGACUGAAGACGAUUGAUAUCACGGUCAAGAAUUGCUGUCGCCAGAAUGCGCAGUGGAAUGAGUCUGGUUCCGGCAUCACGGACAUGCACUUUAUCAAUGCCUUUGAGCAGCUCGUACUUGGGGGAAUUCGCUGCUUGCAACGCCUGAAGCAGGUGAAUCUUCUGCGGAUCCGAUACGUGGAUCUAGAUUCACCCGUGCCCCCCUUGAACCCCUACUUUGUCAUCAAGGAUGGCUGGUGCUCAGGUGUUUGGAGCGACCAGAUUAUAGCAGAGCUCAACCGCGUCAGACCAGAUGCACGUUUCGAGGCAAUGGCCGAAAGUUUUGGCGAGGUCGGCUACAACAAGGAGAACCGUCUUGUUAUCAGUCCCGACUUCCCCAAGUCGAGAGUUCUUUCUCUUAAGCUGGCAAACUACGCCCUACUGACAGGGGGUAUCACUAUAGUAUAG